This is a messenger RNA of Papilio machaon (common yellow swallowtail), 8324 nucleotides long. RefSeq names its product myosin-1. The coding region runs from base 1015 to 8148 and encodes 2377 amino acids. The transcript has 41 exons. The record is from RefSeq and is a predicted model, not a curated record. Lineage: Eukaryota; Metazoa; Arthropoda; Insecta; Lepidoptera; Papilionidae.
GUAUAUUUUUGCAAGUUACGCAUCUCAGAGCUCUGCUAGUACAAAAAUCCAUUUCAUAUUUUUUAUAUGUUAUGUUGGCAUCCAUUCAUAAAUUGGACACGUGGUCCGAUUAGUUUCAAAAUUAUAAAGAAAUCGAGUGUCUGCAUUAUUGGGAUGUUUCCACGUAUAAUUCACGGUAGUCUAUUUUGGACGUCGGCGAUGAAGAUGCGAUAGCUUGACGAUUGCGUCACAACGUAUCACGCAGCGCAGCUUAGAGGGAGAAGUGGCGCAGCGCAUCUUCGGGUAGUCUCGGCUGGGAAUCAAACUCCAGACACCUAGGAUAAGAUCUAGGUAUAGCAACUGCUUGGCUAUAGACUUGUGUUAUUUUCAACUAGUAUAUUUUAGCUGUGCAAAAAUGCGUGCAAUGGAGACGAUGUGUCGGAUGAAAAGUUCGGCGCAGCAGGAGCGGGCGGCAGGGCGGGGUUGGCAGUUGGCACGGUGCCCGCGCAGCCGCCAGUGCCCCGCCAGCUGCCCCGUCGUCGCCCGCGCCGUCAGCCGCUCUCCGUCCAGCGCCUCCGCGACGAACUAACUUCAAUUGUAGCAAUAUAUUCCACGCGCACGCACCGAGUACGAAGUCUUUACGAUCCUGACGUUUCAGUGCAAAAACUGUUGCUUGGCGUCACCUAGAGUUCGCGAAUUGCGCGAAGUCCGCGCCGACUCCCGAGCCCAGUGGAUCUAGGUCGCCCGGUCGAGCGGCAGCGGGAUAUUUUUAUGGGCGCCACGCUGCAGACGUACGAGCGCCUCGGCCGCGCACUUAAAUAAAUUAAUUAUUAUUUAUAGCUUAGAACAUUAAAUCUCAUUCCGUAAACAUUGGCGGUUGAGGUGAACGCGUGGUCACGUUUCGGUGGAUAGAUUAUAGUAGGAAGUUAUGAUCGAAGGCCGGAGAUAGAAUUAUUAGUAGUAAGCAAACUGCAUUUAAUUGUAACCGUUGACAUUUGUGAUUAGUGCAUUUGUUAGUGUGCAAGUUCAGUGAGCAUGCACCACCUGUACCCGCUGGCGAAGGGCGACCCUCUGUGCCCGCUCGGCUUCCACCCGCAGGUGCGCUGGCCCACGCGCUGCAAACGCUGCUUUCGUGACUACAAGGAGCACGGCGGGGGCGGGGGCAGCGGGGGGCGCCGACGUGACGAUGACUUCGCCUCCACGCCCAGCCUCGCUACCUGGACCUCGCCCGUUGGCGCUGCACGUGGUCGUGAUGAAGAAACCAGCGGGGAGAAGACGGGACGUGGCUGGGCGUCCAGCACAAACCUUAGCUCUAUUGAUGCUCCCAAGAAAGACACCUUAUCUACAGGCGGGAACAAAACGAGCACAUGGACGUCGACGCCGGACCUGGCAAACGACAAUGAUACAACCACCGCGGUGACCUUCAGCCUUAAGCUGCCUAAACGACGGAACACGGGGCCUCUGCCCUCCAUCGAUACCGGUCAGAAUGUUACAGACACAGUAUUGGUGCGUCGACCGUCGCCAUCGCCGCCGCCCACCGCCGCUGCAACCAUCACUAUCAACAAGAACGACUCACUCGCAGAACGUGUCCGAAAGAUGCAGCUUAUAAAAUCACAGAAUAGCUUUGAGAAGGAGUCUAGUAUAGAAAAGGAAAGAGAAAAAAGAAGCGCGUCACGAAGUAAAGAGGAAGAGAAAACAGUUAAACUAAAAGAAGAAAGAGCUUCUGCUAAGGACGAUGUUAAUUUCCUUAUUCAGGUAAAGAACUCCAGAAACACUUCGUCAAAUUCUAAACCUCCCAUAAGAGGUGGGCCAGCUCGAGACAAGGAAGACACAUCAGAUGAUGAUACAAGUACUGCAGGCACUAUCACUACAGACACUACACUUGUUGAUGCUAACAUCAAAGAUUAUCAGGACCAAAUAGAAAAUUUAAAACAAGAAGUGGAUCUUCUAAGAAAGAGAUGCGAAAGAGUGGAGAAAGAAAAAAGUGAUAUACUACUUCGAAGAUUAGCAAAUAUAGAUACAGCUAACAAAUAUACUACAGGAAGAUCGUCUGAAGUUUUAAAGUUACAACAAAAAGUUAACGAAUUGACAACACAAAAUGAAGACUUGAGAGAUGAGAAAAAACACCUCGCACUUAGAGUGAGAGAAAUUGAGGCUGAGUUAGAGUCACGGCCGUCAAUAGAAGCUCAGACAAAACAAAUCGAACAGUUACGAUCGAAACUGUUAGCUGCUGAAACUUUGUGCGAAGAAUUAAUGGAUGAAAAUGAGGACAUGAAAAAGGAACUGAGAGAACUCGAAGAGGAAAUCGAAGAAAUGCAAGACAACUUCAGGGAAGACCAAGCUGAUGAAUAUUCAUCACUGAGAAGAGAAUUAGAACAAACGAUUAAAAAUUGUAGAGUUUUAUCCUUUAAGUUAAAGAAGACUGAAAGAAAAGCUGAACAGUUAGAAAUAGAGAAAGCUGAACAAGAAAAGAAAUUAUUAGAGAUAGUUGGUGGUCAAGACGGAAUGCAGCGAGAGAAUCGCAUUAAGGAGUUGGAACAAGAAGUGGCGCGGUCGACAGAAGUGUCGCUGCGACUGCAACGCGACCUGGCGGACGCCAACGCAAAGCUAGCGGCAGUGUCCGGUGCGCCGCCCGCCAAUCUUAAGAAGCACACGCCUCCUUCUGAUGGUAAGGUGUCGCGGUCAUCACUAACGCGAGGUGGUAGCCAAGAGGACCCCGCUCAACUGCUUCGAGACUUGCAAGACUCGCUGGAAAGAGAGGCCGACUUGCGAGAACAGUUGCGCAAUGCCGAAGAAGAGGCCAGUCGUUAUAGGCAUCGCUACGCAGGCAGAAGAAUUCCACAUCUACCAAAUUCCCCUCAGCUCGCUUUUACCUCUAAAUCUCAAACUGAUUCGGUAGAAGACAAAUCUAGACAACAAAUUAUCGAAACCCAAAUUGCUCUUGAUAAAAAAUUAUCAUCAUUCGAUUUACGUAAACUAACAAUAGGUGUCAACGAAAUCGCGCAAUCUCCGCAAGAUCAUAUUCAAUACUACUCUCAGGGUUGUCAAACAGAUCAUGUAUUAUUGUUAGACAUCGGGACAGAGAUUACAAAAAUAACUUUGGACUCUAACGUUCAGUGUACUAUUUCAAAUUCGGAAAUGUACACGCAAACCGAAAUCCCCUUUACAAAAAAUAAAGUUGCCCAAACUGAUAUUUUACAAAAGAAUUGUCUUACACAAACAGACAAAGCCAAAGAAAGAGUGGCUGCAACACAGACAGCACCUCAAAUGAAAAAUGAUAUUUCUACACAAAUUGAAAGUUAUAUUAUAGAAAGCAUUGAUGUUAGCACUAAUACAAAAGGUUUGGUUGCAAUCGAUAAAAGUGUGUCGACUGAAUCUUGCGCUCCCAAUGUUUCAUGUUCUGACGACACUGAUAGUAUGAAAAACAAUAACGAGAUAUUAGACCGUAGAACAGAAAAGUCAGACAGUCCUCCUCUUUCAUCCGAUAAGACGAUUCCCGGUCCAUCGGAUCGCAUAUUCCCGUUCGUAUCAUUAUUCAAUCCUUUGGCGGCAAGGAUACCAAUUGUAGGUCGAAAACUGUCGCCAACACCUCCAAGUAAUCGACUUUCCAUUGAAGCACCUAAUGAAAAAGAUGAAGGAAUAUCAGACGAAGAGGAUCCAGCUGAAUUGCGACUUUUACUUGAGCUCAAUGAACAGGAAUCUGCAGUAUUGCGACGUAAGGUUGAAGAUUUAGAACAAGAGAGAGAUUCAUUGAAAAAACAAGUUAAAGAACUCACAGAGAAAAUCUCAAGUAUCAGUAGCAAGCAGAAUAAUACGACAACUACAGGUAUUAGAAGAACUACAGGCAAAUCAAACAAUUUAGCGGAAGAAAAAGUUAAAGUUUUAGAAGAUGAAAUAGCAGAAUUGCGAAAGAAAUUGAUCGAAAAAGACAGGGAUUGUGAAAGACUUCAUGCAGAACUAAGUAUUGCCCAGAAGAAACCAAAAGCAUCUUUGAUAAAAAGCAAGUCUCUUGAUGGUGGAAAUGAUUUACAAAACGUAGAUUUGAAACGACAACUUCAAGUUAUAGAACAAGAAGCUAAUGUUCUACGGGCAAAGACACAAAGCUUAGAAGCAGACAACGAAAAAUUGCAAUCAGAAAAUAAAAAAUUACAGCUAAUGAAAAAUGCCAAAUCCAUUAAGUCUGAUAAAAACUUAGAACAAUCGUCUAUUAAAGUAACCCAAUUAGAGACUGAGUUAAAGGAAGCUUUAGCGAAAAUAAGGGAUUUAGAAAGCAGUAAAGAAAAAGAUGAAAAGACCGAAAAGAAAGUGAGAUUUGGUAGUGAUUUAAGUAAGAAAGAUGCUGAAACUUUAAAACUAAAACAAGAAGAACUAGAUAAAUUAAAGCUUAAUUAUUCUAAGAUGGAAAAAGAAAAGGCCAAACUACAACUUACUCUUAAGGAACUAAAAGAAGAUGCGAUAAAAUCUUUUAAGCCCAGGGCUCCAAAGAAAUUGACAGAUUUAACUACGAAAUUACAAAUGAAGAAAAUGGUAGAUGACUUAGAAAAUGAAAUUGGUGAACUUUAUGUUAUUAUGAAAAAUGCUGGUUUAUCGUCGCAAGAAAUUAAUGCAAAAGCCCAAUUAGAAAAAGACAUCGAGGAGAUAAGAUCAAAACUGUCACGUAACGAAUCAGAGUUUAAAAAUGAGAAAAAUCGUUUGCAAACAGAAAUCGGAAAACUUAAAGAUAUCAAUUCAAAACUGGAAUCAGAAAAAGUAUCAUUUACUGAUAAAUGCAAAGGCCUAGAAGUUGAAAACCAAAAAGUUUUAUCUGAGUGUAAAACACUGAAAGAAGAAAAGAAAAACUUAGAAAGUCAAAUUUCUAAACUCAGUGCUGAUUUAAAAAAAACUUCCACACACCAAACUGCAAUGUCUGAUUGUAUGAAAAAAAUUGAAGACCUAAAAAAAGAAAUGGACACAAAAGAUAAAGAGAUCGAAAAAUUAAAAAAACAGGUUGAUAGUAUCAAUAAAUUAGAACAAGACAAAAAUAAAUUACUUAAAGAAGUAGGAGACAAGACGAAAAAGAUAACUGAGUUAGAAAAAAAACUAAAAGAAACUGAAGAAAAAUGCAAACGCAACGAAAAACUACUCUCGUCUCAAAAAGAUCGCGUCUCGAAGUUACAAAAAGAGCUAACUGAAGAGAAGCAGCAAGCGGAGGCCCUUAUAAGCUCUCAUAGACGAUCUUCUAUAGAAUUUACAAGCGAAAAAGACGAACUUCAAACAAAGCUAAUAAAAUCUGAAAGUAAAGUUAUAAAUUUAGAAACAGACAUAAGAGAUUUAAAAAUAGAAUACGAUAAAAAAAUUAUAGAUCUGGAGUCAACUAUACUCGCAAAAGAUACCCACAUAAAACAAAUGGAAGAUGCAUUACGAGAAACUUCUAAUCAGAAAUAUGACGAACCAGUUUUAUCAUCAGAAUUAUCACAAAUGAAGGAGAAAUAUGAAACAGCGACAAAAGAAAUUCAAGACAAAGAAGAGGAAUUGUUGUCUGCUAAGCAAAAAUUGAAUACCAUCGAAAAAGAACUUUCAAUUCUACAAACAGAAACGACUCAAUUGAAAUCUGAAAUAGCAAAACAUGAAAACGAACGAAAAGAUUUAGAAAACAAAUUGCAAACAGAAAAGAAAGAGUCUAAAUAUUGGGAAAACAAAACAUCUGAACUUGAGAGUGAUUUACAGGUUGAACGAAAGAAAAUCGACAGGAUUAGAGCUACUCACGAUAAGGAUAUUAAGAACAAGGAAGCUGAAUUGGCUACUCUUAAAGGCAAAUUAAAAAUAUUAGAACAGAGUUCUGGAGCAGGAGCGAAAAGGAUAAGCGAUCUAAAACAAGAACAUGAAGAAAGCAUUAAAAAAUUGGAGCAUUCCUUGGCCAUGGAAAAAGCUGAAUACGAAGAGUUAACUGUUAAAUACGAACUAUUAGAAGAGGAACAUGUGGUCACAAAAGCACGACUGACUGUAGAGAAAGAACAAGCUCAAGGCGAACUGUUACACGUUCGUAAGGAAUUAAAUGCAACGCUAUCUGAUUUGAAAUCGUUACAAGAGAAAAUGGAGACACAAGUUUCAAACUUAAACAAAGAAAAGGCUGAUCUACAGAAUGAGAUAUCGUCUCUACAAGAGCGUCUGUGCGGCGGGGGGUGGGAAGUAGAACGCGCGCGAUUACAGGCGCGCUUGGAGCAGCGCGAACGAGAGCUACGAGACGCGCACGACCAGCGCGACGUGCUAGCACACCACCAAGAUAUUACCAAGAAAGAGCUAGAAGAAGCUCGUAAGAAGCUAGAAGAUUACGAGAAAGUCAGCAAGGUGCAUAGGAAUCUAUCGGCGGACAAUGUAGAGCUGGAGAGAGAGCUGGCAGCCAUGAACGGCCGCCUGGAGCAGGCGGAGCGCGCGCGCAAGGCGGAGCUCGCCGACACCAAGAUACGGUAUGAGGGCCAGAUGACCACCAUGCGAGAUGAACUCAAGUCACUGCACAAUCAGGUUUCAAGAUUCAGAAGAGAGCGUGACAACUACAAGCAAAUGCUGGAAGCCGCCCAGAAGACAAUGGAGGAAUUGAAGAGUGGAGAAAAACGAACACACAGAGCGUCUAUUUCAAGCACCGAUGAGGAGGAGUACCGUAACAAAGUGGCGGUGUUGGAGCAGCAAAUGGCGUGCCUGGAGGACGAGCUAUGCGAGGCUCGCUUGCUCUCCUCCAAACUGAACACGGAGCUCGUCAGCGAGCGCUCGCAGGCAGAGGUCCGCCUCGCCGAGAUGCAGUCAAGAUUGAACGAAUACGAGGAGGAGCGGCUGCUGUCGUCGGGACGGGCGCGCGUGGCGGGGCUGGCGACACGCAUGGAGCUGGCGUGGCACAAGGAGCGCGACGAGCAGCAGCGCCUGCUGCAGGAGACCUCCACGCUCGCCAGGGACCUGCGCCAGACGCUAUUCGAGGUUGAGCGAGAGAGAGACAAGGAGAGAUUAGAUAUGAAGAGAAGAAUAGAACAAUUAAAACGAACGACUGAAGAAGAAAUUGAGGAGGCCAAGAAAAAGGUAACGGAGCUGCAAUGUGACUUGCUGGAGCUGCGCGACGCGCACGCCAAGCUGCGUACGGCCAGCGAGAAACUGCGCAGAGACAAGGAGCGCCACGAGCGCGACCGCGACCAGAAUAAGCUUCUCGUUGCCUCGCUCAAGCGCGCGCAGCAAGAAGAUGACAGAGUCAUUACACAACUCUUGGAAACCAUCGACGAUCUCAUGAAACAGAGCCCCGAAUUAUUCCGCAACGAACAACCCGUUAAACCGGAGAAGAGUUUAAUGACGCCUACACCUCCAAGGCGUAACAGAUCAUCAAAGUCCCGGUCGCGGUCGGGAACGCCUGAGAGCGCGGAGGUGGCGAGUGCGGCGAGCGCAGCCGCCACCGCCGCGCGGCUGCGGCGCCUCACUGACGAGCUGCGCGCCUCGCGCAUCGCCGAGCGCACGCGCAGGCACCAGGCCGCCGGCAUGAGACGAGGCAUGACGGCGGAGCCGCGGGACGCGAUGUCUGUAUCUCCGGCGACUCGAACGCCAUCACGCGCGUCCUCGCUCAAGAAACGCUCCAUCUCGCUCGAACAGACCACUAAAGAACAGAGCACGAUAUGGAUGUCAGUGGAGGAGGGCAGCGUGUCGUCGAUGCAGUCGCUGGAUGGCGAGGACUCGCGCCUCUACACGCUGCCAAGAGACUCCAGCCUCGACAGUCGUCUGUCGGGAGGGUCAGCACAGAGCGAUGUGCUGCCGACAGAAAAGAAGAAGAAAAAGAGUAUUUUCGGCAAACUAAAGAAACUUACGAAAUCUCGAUCCGUUGACGAUCACGUCGAGAACGCGGAGGUUGUAGACUUCCGACCUAUUGGCACAGUUUCACAGGGUUCUGAUUCGGACAUGAGUACAGCGGGCAGUAAACGAGAUUUACGAGGACGCAUUUCUGAUAUGUUCAGUAGAAAAGGACAAGUAUCACGAACGAGCAGCAAAGAGCAGAGUCCGGAGCGGGCGAGUUCGUCGGCGAGCACGGGCAGCGCGCGGCCCAUACUGCGCAAUGCCAGCACCAACGCACUCACGCGGCAAUCGCCAGCCAAACCUAGCGAAACACGAACACCCAGAGCUUCGAGUACAACACCAGGCACCAAGAGGAAAGGAAAAUAAGUGACAAAUUGCGUUUCACUUUAUUUUAUAUAUUGUAUUUAAUUUAUAAAUUUUCCUCUUAUGAAUUUUCCAAAUAGCGCGUUAUAUCACAAUUUGUUUUAGUAUAAAUACUUUCAGCUGGACGAUUAUCAUAACGAAAUAUGGUGGAAAAAAACACAGUAGCAUCUUUUUAAAUU